CAUCAGCAAAAACGAAUGGUGCUGCGUGAUUGCCAUUUUCCCAUCAUCGGUGCUGAAGAAAUUCUUCAACUAUUUCAUAGCAUAAAAUCUUGCUUGCUUGCUUCGAUUACUGAUCUCGAAACCCGAACAAAGAUGAAUUCUGUUUUAAACAGUUGCAGAGGUACAAUUUCAAGCUCCAAACUCCACAACACAUGCAUUCAUGGUAAAUCCAAGGUUCCUACCGGAACACUAAACCUAUCGUCUGUGGAUCAAAAUCUUCGCCGGAGCAACAGUUUUGAAGUUUUGACGAUAGUAAGUGGCGUCGCAGCAGCAAAUUUGGUUGUGGCUAACGCAGCAGAGGCUGUAAGUAUGGAGAAUAUUAUGGAAGGAGCUGCAUCUGUUUAUACUUUAGCAGAUGGAAGUGUUGGAGAUUGGUUUGGAGGCUUCCUAUAUUCAGCUGGACAACAGGCUAAUGAAGCUGUUCAGGACCAGCUAUCAGCUCUCAGUUUUACGAGCUUGGCUGUUAUAUUUGGCGCGGGGCUUGUAACUAGCCUUUCUCCUUGUACACUGAGUGUUUUACCGCUGACCCUUGGUUAUAUUGGAGCUUUUGGCUCAGGGAAAAGCAAAACAGAGGUCAUUGGGAACUCGGUUGCAUUUUCAUUGGGAUUGGCUACUACGCUGGCAAUCCUUGGUAUAUCAGCAUCAUUUGCUGGAAAGGCGUAUGGACAGAUAGGGCAGGGACUACCUGUGGUUGCUUCUGGUUUGGCCGUAAUUAUGGGUCUAAACCUCCUGGAGAUAAUUGAGUUACAGCUUCCUUCAUUUUUCAACAACUUUGAUCCUCGUGCUGCUGCUGCUAAUUUCCCUUCAGGUGUGCAAGCAUAUUUGGCUGGGCUUACAUUUGCAUUAGCCGCUUCACCUUGCAGCACUCCUGUGCUGGCAACCCUGCUUGGAUACGUAGCUGCAUCCAAGGAUCCAGUAAUAGGGGGCAGCUUACUGUUGACAUACACAACUGGCUAUGUUGCUCCUCUACUUCUAGCUGCUUCUUUUGCAGGAGCAUUGCAGAGCCUGCUUUCAUUCCGCAAAUUCUCAGCAUGGAUCAACCCAAUGAGUGGUGCUCUCCUCUUAGGCGGUGGUAUUUAUACUCUGUUGGACCGGCUUUUCCCAGUGACAAUGGCUUGACGACGCAAGAAUGGAAAACAUGCAAGUGUCCCUAAUUAUUACUUUGUAUCUGCUUCUCAUUGCUUAAGUAACUUGACAUUCAUGGGAAAGCAUGCUAAGACAAAAACGAAAAGGGUAGGGGUGAUAGAUAUGCUCAAAUCUUUGUGUUAAUGUUUGGGAUAUAUAUUGCUGCAUAGAAAUGACAUGUACAGAGAUGAAAGAUUUGUUAUUUGUGUACAAUACAAUGUAUAGGUUGAUAAAGUAGUUUAUUUUUUUUCCCCUGAAAAUAUGAAUUUGUAUACAGUACUUAUAGUGCGCUGAUCUUAUUCUUUGUCUAUCUACCUGAGAGCUCAGAUAUGGCUGAAUAUUA
Messenger RNA from Camellia sinensis, 1507 nucleotides. The record is from RefSeq and is a predicted model, not a curated record. Lineage: Eukaryota; Viridiplantae; Streptophyta; Magnoliopsida; Ericales; Theaceae.